Messenger RNA from Rhododendron vialii, 2973 nucleotides. Its product is annotated as protein ACTIVITY OF BC1 COMPLEX KINASE 8, chloroplastic. The coding region runs from base 148 to 2406 and encodes 752 amino acids. Gene Ontology annotation, biological process: regulation of response to reactive oxygen species. Lineage: Eukaryota; Viridiplantae; Streptophyta; Magnoliopsida; Ericales; Ericaceae. The transcript has 21 exons. The record is from RefSeq and is a predicted model, not a curated record.
UCAACUAAACACUUCUCUCACUCUUCCUCUUCUUCUCCCGCGACACUCUCCUCCACUGCCUCUCUCUCUCUUUCUCUCUCUCUCUCUCUCUCUCUCUAACGUGGUGAGAAUUGGGGCUAGGGUUUGAUUUCAUUCCCAAUUCGAAAAAUGGCCUCCACUUCUAUCUCUACCUGCACUUUACCUGAACCUUCUACCUUUCUCCGCCCACACUACACUCGAAAACUCCUCCGAGUUUCUCUCUCUAGAAUUCCUCUCUCCAAGCGCAGUAAAUCUACUCUGCUGUUCCGUGCUCGAGUUCAGAGAGAGGAAUUUGUAGUCGAAGAGAGAGAGAGUGAAGUUAACGGUAUUAACCUGAAUGGGAAUGGUAAUGGUAGUGGAAGUAGUUAUGGUUAUAAUGGAGGUGUUGGAGUGAUUGAGAGCGGUAAUGGAGCGGUUAAUGGGAGGUUAGUGAAGUACGUUAAUGGAAACGGUGCGGCUGCGCCGAGGAUUGAUGAGAAGGUUUUGGAAUCGAAGGAGGAGGAGGUUCGGGGUAAGAAAACUAUAGAGGAGAUUGGGCAGGAGGAGGCUUGGUUUAAGAGUAAGGGAAAAGAACAAGUAGAGGUGUCUGUUGCUCCUGGGGGCCGUUGGAAUAGAUUCAAAACCUAUUCAACCAUACAAAGGACUUUGGAAAUUUGGGGUUUUGUUAUCUCUUUCAUCUUCAAGGCUUGGUUGAACAAUCAGAAAUUUUCUUAUCGAGGUGGAAUAACCGAGGGGAAGAAGGUUCAAAGGAGGAAAGCCCUUGCCAAAUGGUUGAAGGAAAAUAUUUUGAGAUUAGGUCCUACAUUUAUUAAAAUUGGCCAGCAGUUCUCCACAAGGGUGGACAUUCUUGCUCAAGAAUAUGUUGAUCAGUUAUCAGAACUUCAGGAUCAAGUUCCCCCUUUCCCAUCCGACACUGCUAUAUCCAUAGUUGAAGAGGAGCUUGGAGCCCCCUUAAAUAAUAUUUUUGAGCGGUUUGAUUACGAGCCCAUAGCUGCUGCUAGUCUUGGUCAGGUUCACCGUGCAAAAUUGAAGGGGAAGGAAGUUGUUGUUAAAGUACAAAGGCCCGGUCUCAAGGAUCUUUUUGAUAUUGAUCUAAAAAACCUGAGGGUCAUAGCAGAAUACCUUCAGAAGGUUGACCCCAAAUCAGAUGGUGCAAAGAGGGAUUGGGUUGCUAUCUACGAUGAGUGUGCAAAUGUGUUAUACCAGGAGAUCGAUUACACCAAGGAAGCUGCCAAUGCAGAACUAUUUGCAGAGAACUUCAGAAACAUGGAUUAUGUGAAAGUACCAACAAUAUCAUGGGAAUACACCACACCACAGGUUCUCACGAUGGAGUAUGUCCCAGGGAUCAAAAUAAACAGAAUACAAGCAUUAGAUCAGUUGGGUGUUGAUCGUCAGAGGUUGAGCCGGUAUGCUGUUGAGUCUUACUUGGAGCAGAUUCUGUCUCAUGGUUUCUUCCAUGCUGAUCCGCAUCCUGGUAAUAUAGCUGUUGAUGAUGUCAAUGGUGGAAGACUGAUCUUUUAUGAUUUUGGAAUGAUGGGAAGUAUCAGCCCCAACAUCAGAGAGGGGCUGCUGGAUGUAUUCUACGGUGUUUAUGAGAAGGAUCCAAACAAGGUUCUUCAAGCAAUGAUUCAGAUGGGUGUUCUUGUGCCUACAGGGGAUAUGACAGCUGUCAGACGAACAGCACAGUUCUUCCUUAAUAGCUUUGAAGAGCGUCUAGCAGCACAAAGAAAAGAGAGAGAGAUGGCAACAGCAGAACUUGGAUUUAAAAAGCCACUGAGCAAGGAGGAAAGAAUAGAGAAAAAGAAGCAGCGCUUAGCCGCAAUAGGAGAAGAUUUAUUGGCAAUCGCUGCAGAUCAACCCUUCAGAUUUCCUGCAACAUUUACCUUUGUUGUGAGAGCUUUUUCAGUGUUGGAUGGCAUCGGGAAAGGCCUUGACCCUCGUUUUGAUAUUACUGAGAUUGCUAAACCUUAUGCUCUAGAAUUGCUAAGGUUUCGCGAAGCUGGCGUUGAAGUUGUCUUAAAGGACUUCAGGAAGAGAUGGGACCGCCAGUCCCGUGCUUUUUACAACUUAUUCAGACAGGCCGAUAGAGUUGAAAGGCUUGUUGAAAUUAUCCAACGAUUGGAGCAAGGUGAUUUGAAGCUCAGAGUUCGAGCUUUGGAGUCAGAGAGGGCUUUCCAACGUGUCGCAGCUGUACAAAAGACAAUAGGAAGUGCAGUAGCUGCUGGAACCCUAAUAAACCUUGGAACAAUUUUAUACGUCAAUGCGAUCCGGGUUCCUUCUAUCGUGGCAUAUACACUCUGUGCUUUUUUUGGCUUCCAAGUACUUUUUGGCAUUUUCAAGGUUAAGAAGUUAGAUCAACAGGAGAGGUUGAUAACGGGAACUGCUUAAGUUUUUUGAAACGGCAACUGCAUAAGUUAAUAAUGUGCAGUACUCUUUUGCUUCGGUUAUGCUGCAAUUGCAGAUAUAGAGGAGAGACCAUCUCGUUACACAUUAGCUGAAGAGCUUGAUUCAAAAUUCUCCGGACUUGAUGCAGGCCAAUACUUCCAACUCCAAAGAUAUAAAUUAAGCCUUUAUAUCUGGUCUGCAAUGUUAUAUAUAGUAAAAGUAUCAUCUUUAUUUUCUAAUCUGGAUAUGCGUAUAUGUUAGGCUAGAUGAUCUUUUCAACCCUAAUGACCUUUGCACGGGUAUAUUCGCAGAAUGAGUUAUCUCUUCUUGUAUUUCUUUUUCUUUUUUUUUUUCCUUUUUGUACUGAGCUGGUCAUUUUCUUUGUUAGAGUCCUAUUGUAGAUAAUUCACUGUAAAUUCCUAUGUCAUGCCGGUUUUUUAUGGCUUCCAACCUGCUUUGAGGGGGUUCGAUGCUUGUAAACUGUACAAUAGGUUUCGGGGGAAACUGUAUGUAAUCAUAAAUUGAACUCUGGGGAAUGUUUUGAUGAAACAAUUGUUUAUUCUCCAUGCA